UGUUUGAUACCUAUCUGUUGUGGGCUAUAUGAACUCUUAAGUGGAGUUCUUCUUAUCCUGCCUGAUGCUAUGCUUGAAGAUGUGAUGGACAAGAUUAUUCAAGCAGAUACUCUUCUAGUCCUCGUUAACCACCCAUCAUCUGCUAUCCAACAAGGAGUAAUUAAACUGUUACAUGCAUAUAUUAACAGAGCAUCUAAAGAACAAAGGGACAAGUUCCUGAAGAACCGCGGCUUUUCCUUACUAGCCAACCAGUUAUAUCUUCAUCGGGGAACUCAAGAAUUGUUGGAGUGCUUCACUGAAAUGUUCUUUGGUCGACACAUUGGCCUGGAUGAAGAAUUUGAUCUGGAGGAGGUGAAACACAUGGAACUUUUCCAAAAAUGGUCUAUCAUUCCAGUACUGGGACUAAUAGAGACCUCUCUCUAUGACAAUAUACUCUUGCAUAAUGCUCUCUUACUUCUUCUUCAAGUCUUAAACUCUUGUUCUAAGGUAGCAGACAUGUUGUUGGAUAAUGGUCUACUCUAUGUGUUGUGUAAUACAGUAGCAGCCCUGAAUGGAUUAGAAAAGAACAUUCCUUUGAACGAAUACAAAUUGCUUGCCUGUGAUAUACAGCAACUUCUCAUAGCAGUUACAAUUCACGCUUGCAGUUCCUCGGGCUCACAGUAUUUUAGAGUUAUUGAAGACCUUAUUGUACUUCUUGGCUAUCUUCAGAAUAGCAAAAACAAGAGGACACAAAAUAUGGCUUUGGCCCUGCAGCUUAGAGUUCUCCAGGCUGCUUUGGAAUUUAUAAGGAGCACAGCCAAUCAUGACUCUGAAAAUCCAAUAGAUACAGUCCAGUCGCCUUCUGCUCACCACCAUGUAGUGUCUCAGAAGCGGAGAAGCAUUGCUGGUGAGUAUUAAAAUGGCAUUUUAAUAAUUACACAUUGAAGGCAGCUAUACUCUCCUGUAUUCUGAUGUCAUUUGCAUUAAAAGCAUUUUUCUUGCUUGGCAUGGAGGCACAUGCCUUUAAUCCCAGCAAUAUGGAAACAGAGGCAGGUAUGUGUCUGGGAGUUUGAGGCUAGCCCUAUCUAACAUACCAAGUCUCAUCUCCAAGGAAUUAAACUGUAUUUCUUGGUUUAAAAAAA
Messenger RNA from Microtus oregoni (creeping vole), 1121 nucleotides. RefSeq names its product lysosomal-trafficking regulator-like. Gene Ontology annotation, cellular component: membrane; cytosol. The coding region runs from base 70 to 897 and encodes 275 amino acids. Gene Ontology annotation, biological process: intracellular protein localization. NCBI's taxonomy places the organism in Eukaryota, Metazoa, Chordata, Mammalia, Rodentia, Cricetidae. The transcript is spliced from 5 exons. Gene Ontology annotation, molecular function: protein kinase binding. The record is from RefSeq and is a predicted model, not a curated record.